AUUCAAUAUGUCGUUUUUAUGGGACUGGUUUAAUGGAGUGCUCAACAUGCUGGGAUUGGCCAACAAAAAGGGAAAAUUGGUAUUUUUGGGACUAGACAACGCUGGAAAGACUACACUGCUUCACAUGCUUAAAGAUGAUCGUAUUGCUCAACACGUUCCCACUCUUCACCCAACAUCUGAGCAAAUGUCACUCGGAGGAAUUUCGUUUACCACAUACGAUCUCGGUGGUCACGCGCAAGCACGACGAGUCUGGAAAGAUUACUUCCCUGCCGUGGACGCCGUCGUCUUCUUGAUCGAUGUGGCCGACGCCGAAAGAAUGCAAGAAAGCCGUGUUGAGCUCGAAUCGCUGCUCCAGGACGAGCAGAUCGCUUCCGUUCCAGUGCUUAUUCUCGGAAACAAGAUUGACAAGCCAGGAGCAUUGAGUGAGGAUCAGCUCAAGUGGCAACUCAACAUUCAACAUAUGUGCACCGGAAAGGGAGACGUUUCCCGCAACGAAAUGGCUUCUCGGCCGAUGGAAGUGUUCAUGUGCUCUGUUCUUCAGCGACAAGGAUACGGAGAAGGAAUCCGUUGGCUUGGACAGUACCUGUAAACAGAUCAGUUCUUGAACUCUUCUUCUUCUGCUCACUCCUUUUUUAUUCCAUUCUCGAAAAAAGCACCAUUCUCUUACAUAUUGCGCCGCCAACAUUUCCCAUAGAUUUGUUGUACGUACUUGUCAUUUUCCUUCGUUUUUUCUUUUGGGAUCCUUGGGAUCCUCAUCAUUAAACUUCUCAUGCCUUCGACGUUUGUGCAUAAAAAAGCAAGCCGCAAUCCCAUUUUAUUUUAUUUAUAAAUUUUGACUUAUACGGACUUGUAAAAAAUUCACGGCGUCCUCAUUGUUUUUCUAUUCUCCACAAAAAUUUAUUCAAACCUUUUCCUCAUCUAUUCCGUAUUUAUCACAUCACUAUCAUUCAAACAUCCCCAUUUUUCUUCUCGUCCCACUUCAUUUCCCCCUCAGAUUUUCUAAUUUUUUAUUUCGGUUAGUUCUAUGUGAAUGAAACAGCUUCGGAAUGUUGCAGUUCGAAGUUUUCCCAGAAA
Messenger RNA from Caenorhabditis elegans, 1074 nucleotides. It is a transcript of the gene sar-1, whose product is annotated as Small COPII coat GTPase SAR1. Gene Ontology annotation, biological process: intracellular protein transport. Lineage: Eukaryota; Metazoa; Nematoda; Chromadorea; Rhabditida; Rhabditidae. The coding region runs from base 8 to 589 and encodes 193 amino acids. Gene Ontology annotation, cellular component: endoplasmic reticulum membrane; Golgi cisterna membrane; cytosol. Gene Ontology annotation, molecular function: GTP binding; G protein activity; GTPase activity. The transcript is spliced from 5 exons. The record is from RefSeq and is marked reviewed.